ACACGCCCCCGAUCCGAUCACGUGUUCAGUUUGUCACGUGAUCUUGGAUGUCAAAACAAAAAGAAAGAAACCAUGGAACUCGUUGUUUUAGCCUUGCUAAUGGUUAUUUUGACACCUGCUGUAGUUUUUGCUCAGCCGCCCCAUGACAAGCGAAAUGUUCUCGUGAUAAUAGCUGAUGAUGUCGGGUUCGAAACAUCCGUUUACAACCACACUGCCUGCAAGAUGCCCAAUUUGGCACGGCUGUCACAGCAGAGUGUAACAAUACGCAAUGCUUACACAUCGGUUAGCAGCUGUUCACCGAGUCGGUCUGUGAUCCUGACGGGAAUGCCGCAGCACCAAAAUGGGAUGUACGGACUCCAUCAUCAGGAAAAUCACUUCAUGUCGUUUGAUACAGUCAAGAGUCUACCUCUCCUUUUAAAACCAUAUGGAAUUCAUACAGGAAUGAUUGGAAAGAAGCAUGUUGGACCAAAGUAUGUCUACAAGUUUGACUUUGAACGAGAUAGUGAUACCCUCAACAUGCUUCAGUGUGCAAGGAAUAUCACUCAAAUGAAGCUUUAUGUCAGAGAGUUCUUUGCAGAGCAGAACAAUUCAACCCCAUUUAUGUUGUACAUGGGAUUCAAUGAUGCCCAUCGAUGCGGAACAGACAAAUUUGGCACUUUCUGUGAGAAAUUUGGCAAUGGUGAGGAAGGUAUGGGGAUCAUAGAAGACUGGAAACCAUUCUACUAUGAACCCAAAGAUGUGGAGGUUCCGUACUACUUACCGGAUACCUUGACGACAAGAAUUGACAUCACCAAACAGUACACCUCACUCAGCAGAUUAGAUUCAGGUAUCGGCAUGCUGUUAGCUGAAUUAGAACGAGUGGGUCAUCUCAACGAUACUCUGAUCAUCUACACAGCAGAUAAUGGUAUCCCAUUCCCCAAUGCUAAGACAAAUCUAUUCGAGCCAGGGAUGGGAGAACCGAUGCUUAUCUCAAACCCCUUUGACAAAAACAGAUGGGGACAGGUGAGUGAUUCCAUGACAAGUACAAUGGAUAUAGUACCCACAGUAUUAGACUGGUUUGGUAUACCUAUGCCUGGCACGGAGGAGAAGACCCCCAAGCCAGUCCCAAAGACCACUGAGCCAGUCCCAAAGACUACUGAACCUCCAACUUUAGAGAAGACACAGCCAUCUGGCACCAAACUCACUGGUCACUCCAUGAUACCUAUCACUGCAAGUGAGCCUGUCUCAGGAUGGGACCAUGUGUACGCCAGCCACAACUUCCACGAGGUCACCAUGUACUACCCCAUGCGAGUCCUGCGCAACCGCCGCUACCGCCUCAUCCAUAACCUAAACAACCGAGCCCCGUACCCCUUGGCCACCGACCUCUAUUCCUGUCCAACUUUCCUGGAGAUCCUCAACAACACCAUCAGCGGACAGCCCACCUACUGGUUCAAGACCCUCGAAGAUUACUACUACCGUGACGAGUGGGAACUCUAUGAUCUUCAGGAUGACCCUCAUGAGUUGAAGAACCUUGCCGAUGACCCUGAUCAUCAAGAGAUAAGGCAGAACAUGACCGCUCAGUUACAUUCUUGGAUGAUGGAAACUGAUGAUACCUGGCAUUGUUUUCCACAUGGUGUGCGGUAUGGUCCUAAUCAUGGAUGUGGUCCCAAGUAUGAUGAACCUACUCAACAGGGGAACCCUCAAGUUAAUAUCAUUCAUUGAUUACCAGUGCUUAAUUUAGAUGAAAUAUAUUGAUAUGAAGUAUUGCAGGUACUGAAGUGUAUAUUGAAUGUAUGUAUACUUCCACCUUGCUCUUUUUGGCCAUUUAGAUCUAGCCCUCUCUAAUAACUAGCUUCAUCUCAAGCUAGCCUCCCUGUACUAAAUUCACCUGAAAGCCUCCCUCAAAAUAUACACACAUCUCUAUACAUGGGCUGAAAAUGUUAACUGCAAUAUCAACGCACACACACACAAAAAAAGAAAUAAUAUACAGUCAUCCACAAUGCCAAGGAAGUUUAUACAAGCCUGCCACUUACAAAAUUUGGGGAAGUGGUGUCCAACUCCAUUACACCUAGUCUGCAAGUACAGGCUCAAAUUUGACACUUUAUCCAAAACCAUGUCUAGAAAGAAGACUAGACUCCAAACUCUGUCUGUGUGAAAUAGAGCCAGCCACAGUACACAGUGAAUCUAGUCUUGCUAUUUCAGACUCUGCAUUAUGCACUAAUUCAUCUUGCAAAAACCAAUGGUCUGUACCUGCAGACUACCUAAUGGAUGGACAACAGUUCCUGUGAUGUUGCUGUAUGAGAGGGUUUGAAUUGGACAUACUGUUUGAAAAAAGGAAUUUUCAAGUAUGGUAGGAUACUUGUCUUUCAUCACCCCCCCCCAUCGAUAUUCCUUACUUUUCCUUGAAAUGGAGAAGAGUAUUUGUUUUUCUUUGUAUCUACCUCGGCUUUUUAGUAAAUAAGCACACACACAAAAAUAAAGUAUGGAAAUCUUGGCUGAAUACCUUUGAAGUAUGUAUGGAAGUGUAUCCUAUUAUUGUUGCAUUUAUAAUGAAUUUUAUUUAGUGAUAUUACAACCAGUAUUUUCUUUUAAUUGGACAAAUUACUACUUCUAACAUAAAUACACAAAUGAUAAUGCUGAGAUCAUUUGUCUUUGUUAUGCUAUCAUCUUUAUAUCACAUCCUCUUUUCAUGUAAUAUAUGCAUCAUUCUAAUAGUUUGAAAAGGUACUAUGUGUUAUCUAUGGCAAAAAGUUGGACAAUUAACAAAAUCAAUGAUCAUACUAGGUAGUUGGUACUAGACCUACAUGUAGUACUUUUACUAAUAUUAGGUUAUAUUAACAGAGAUGUUUCAAUUAUGCUCACCCCUUUAUGUCAUCUUUCUUUGAAAUUCCCUUUGGGAGAAUAUUGUGUUUGUUGUUGAAGAUUAUGUAAGUGUGUGAAAUCAUUUUCUGAUGUCGGGUGUAAUAACUGUCUGUAGUCUUGUAGAUUAUUGCAGUGGCAAUGUUACUAGAUUGGGCUGUAUGUUUCCAAAGUACAUUUGCAUUCAUUUUCUUUGAGAUCCAAUGAUAAAUGGAAAAAGGCCUGCCACCUCCUUUGCAUUGAUUCUUAGAAUUGUCUUGCCCCAUUCUCUCUUGCCUGCAUUUCUAAAAUUUUACAGGAUGUGCAAUGAAGGUAAUGUGUGGGAUGCACCAUUAUAUUUUCAAAUUUUACAGGUUGUGGCUGCACAUUCUGCAUCCCCCGACCCCCCCCCCACGAAACUGACUAAAAGUAUGAUGUGAUUUAUUUGACUUUAGAAAUAGAUGGUAAAAGUAUAGGGUCUCGUGGAUGGAUAGGCCAGGAUUUCACUCCAUGAGACAGGGCCCUAGGAUUUAUUUUUUGUCUGGGGUGCUGAAUUAAAUUUGUCAAGCCCAAAAAAGGGUUUAACUCAAUAAAGGAAUGUCAUUUUGGUCCAGAAAAAAAAUUGACAACCAUAAAAAAAAGCUUCACUACAAAAAGGUAAUUUGGGUCCUGAGAAAUUUGACAAGCAAAAAAUAAAGUUUUUGUACAAAAUUUUUGUUGAAUUUUUCCACUUUGCCACACCUUCCGAAAAUCUUAAGGUUUGCUGCUUAUGGAGUAUAAUACAUACAGCACAGUGUUUUCACUAAAUUUUCAAACACUGAACUUGAAAUCACGAUUUUCCCAAUCCCUGGGUGGGGAAAUUGCACAUCGAUCGUCAACACCAGCCGCAGUGCUGGAUUCAGCAGACGACAUUCAACACCAGCCUUCAGCGCGAACUUCCUGAAAUACAUCAUAUUUUCCGAGGUCAAUCCCAAUACCAGCCUGAUUUCAAGUACGGUGUUGUAACUUGUAGCUGGUGUUGGUUUUAUCACAGAUACAACACCAGAUUUCAACACCAUACUUUAAAUCACCCAAUGGAUAUAUUAUUCGCAGUGGUUUCAAAUGUCAUCCAACUGUAGAUUAAAUUUUUGCAAUGUCCUCGGGUACAAAAUGUUCUGUAUCAUAACAUUUUCAUUAUGACUCUACUACAUGUUUCACUGUGAAAUAUUGAGAAAGCUCAUGAAGGCUGAAUAUGCUAAUUAUAUUGUUUUUUUAGAAGUGAGGUUAGAAUGUAUAAUGGGCAUGGAUGAAUUCAUUAGAAUAUGUGACUUGUCAAGUGUUAUUUUAUUUUUUAUCUAUUUGAUUUUUUAUACUGGUGUUUUAUAUUUUGUAUGCAAAUUAACAAGAGGAUAUAUUAAAAGCUAUAUUUUUAGUAUCAUUCUUAAACUAACAAAGUUUUUUUGUCUCUGUGCUUGCAUGUAAUUCAAUUUUGUCGAGUUUUAUCAAUCCUGUUAUUAGAUCUGUAAAUUGAUCAUUUUGAGGAGACAAAGAUGUCAGAUGAAUAGAUUGUAAUGAGAGAAA
This is a messenger RNA of Lytechinus variegatus (green sea urchin), 4377 nucleotides long. Its product is annotated as N-sulphoglucosamine sulphohydrolase-like. Gene Ontology annotation, biological process: glycosaminoglycan catabolic process; heparan sulfate proteoglycan catabolic process. The annotation marks the transcript as partial. Gene Ontology annotation, molecular function: N-sulfoglucosamine sulfohydrolase activity. Lineage: Eukaryota; Metazoa; Echinodermata; Echinoidea; Temnopleuroida; Toxopneustidae. The transcript is spliced from 6 exons. The record is from RefSeq and is a predicted model, not a curated record.